CACACUACAUACGUAUCUUUUGCCUUUUCAAAUAUUUUGUAACAUUAUUUCAGUUUUCAGUUUCAGUUUCCGUCGAGAAAAUGAGAAGAAAGCAAUACUCCAACAACGCUAUUGCUUUUACUGUGGUUUUGAAUUUGAUAGUGCUGCUCAUCACUCAAAUUGGAGGUUCGUAUGGCUGCCUUCAACUAGAAAGAGAGGCUCUUCUCAAUUUCAAAAGACGUUUGACCUUCUUUGAGCUACCACUCAAGGCGGGAGAGAAUCGCCUUCUAUCGUGGGAAGGCGAUGGUGAUUGCUGUGAUUGGGAAGACAUAGCCUGCGACAAUGUCAUUGGACAUAUUGUCAUGCUUGAUCUCAACGAUCUCUGUUUCUUAUUUUUUAAAACUGACCAUGAUUAUUAUUGCUUCCCAAGUGUGACAUUUACUUUGGAAGAUGUUAAUCCGUAUCUCUCACAACUUCAACAUUUGAUUUACUUAGAUCUUUCUGGAGUUGUUUUUAUUAAUCGGACUCCAACAACAUUCCUUGCUUCUAUGCAAAGCCUACGCUAUCUUUCUCUGCAAGGAGGAGUCUAUGACGAUUCUUCUUCGCCAUUAGUGACCACUAUUCCCAGUAGCAGCAUUGGAAACCUCACCAACUUACGUACUCUUUAUCUCGCAGGUCUCACUCUCACCAACACUACUGACAGUACUUGGCUCGCUCCACUUUCCUCAUUACAAUACCUUGGCUUGGGUGGUGUGGAUCUUUCCCUGGAUCUGUUUAAGGAUGAGGAGAAACUUUUUACAUGGUGGCAUCCCUUCAAGUUUCUGUAAAGUUGCUGCAUUGCAAAUCUUGGACCUUGCUGAAAAUAAUUUAGUAGGUCCAAUUCCUCAUUGCGUUGGCAAUAUUACAGGAAUGAUUUCAGCAUAUAAUUCAUUAUCUUUGGGAGAAUCAAGUGGGUGGGGCAAUGAGGUUGUGAAGCAAGUCAUCAAAGGCAGUGAACUUGAUUACAUUAGAAACUUGAAAUAUGUAGUCAACUUGGACUUGUCAAACAAUUUUUUGUCUGGAUCAAUUCCUGCCGAAAUAUCUUCUCUUUCAAGAUUGAUUGGACUCAAUUUGUCCUUCAAUGAUUUCUUUGGGGAGAUUCCUAAGAUGAUUGGAGACAUGAAGUCGUUGGAAUCUAUUGACUUGUCUCAUAAUCAUCUUUCUUUCUGGUACUAUUCCAAAGAGUAUGAUUGACUUAAAUAUUUUUUGAGUCACUUGAAUUUAUCAUACAACAACCUUUCAGGACCAAUUCCAGAUGAAAAUCAGUUUCAAGUCUUAAAUGAUCCACUCAGUUACACUGGUAACCAAUAUCUCUGUGGAGCUCCACUUCCAAAACAUUGUCCUGGUGAUGGUCCUCAUCAUGUUCAUGAUAUAGAAGGCUAUAAAAAAGAAGAUAGGGAAAAUGACAAGCUAGACAGAGUUGUUUUACUCAGUCAUAGCUCUUGGCUUUGCAACCGGUUUCUGGGGAAUUAUUGGGGUCUUGUAUUUCAAAAAGAACUGGAGGUAUGUUUGCUUUGGAUAUGUGGACAAGGUAGCUGACAAGAUCUAUGUUGCAGUUAUCUUGAAAGUAGUCAUAUUGAAGGAAAUGAUGAAGAGGAAGUAGUCAUAUUUUUAAGUCUGAAGAUUGAUUUUCACCAUCCUCAUUCCUCAUCCAUGUAGUAGAUCUUAAUGUUAAAUAAGAUUGGUGUGCUUCUAGAUUAUUAAAGCUA
Messenger RNA from Arachis ipaensis, 1727 nucleotides. RefSeq names its product receptor-like protein EIX1. NCBI's taxonomy places the organism in Eukaryota, Viridiplantae, Streptophyta, Magnoliopsida, Fabales, Fabaceae. The record is from RefSeq and is a predicted model, not a curated record.